Messenger RNA from Nilaparvata lugens (brown planthopper), 2680 nucleotides. RefSeq names its product fumarate hydratase, mitochondrial. The record is from RefSeq and is a predicted model, not a curated record. The transcript is spliced from 9 exons. Gene Ontology annotation, cellular component: tricarboxylic acid cycle heteromeric enzyme complex; mitochondrion. Gene Ontology annotation, molecular function: fumarate hydratase activity. NCBI's taxonomy places the organism in Eukaryota, Metazoa, Arthropoda, Insecta, Hemiptera, Delphacidae. Bases 278 to 1804 code for a protein of 508 amino acids. Gene Ontology annotation, biological process: tricarboxylic acid cycle; fumarate metabolic process; malate metabolic process.
AUCAAUAAAUUUUUGAUCAGCAAGAUGGCGACAAGUGGCGGAAAAAAUAAAUAAUUUAAUUCUGACUUUUUAUAAUUACAGGUGAACGGAUAUUUCUAUUUGGACUUUCUUCAUGAAUAUUUAUUUUUCUAGAUAACAAUUACCUGUAGUUACCUGCCUGAAUCACCUUUACCUUUUUGAAGAAGACCUUUCCGACGCUUUCAACAGCGGUGGAGGUCGCUUAUCGCUAUCAGGUGGGGAUAAUAACCGAUAUAAAGUCCCUUUAAUAUAAAACAGAAUGGCUGGAGUCGGUCAAUUUGUUCUUGCCUCUCGAGUGCUGAGGACAGGCGUCUGUUGCUGCAGAAAUCUUCCAACACUCACAAGAAUUUCUGUCAAACUAUCUACAACAUCUCCGAAAAUGGAUUCCGGCUACAGAACUGAAAAAGAUACUUUUGGUGAACUGAAAGUGCCUAAUGACAAAUACUAUGGCGCACAGACUGUUAGAUCGGUUAUGAAUUUCCCCAUUGGUGGUACCCCUGAACAGAUGCCUCUGCCCGUUGUGAAAGCGAUGGGAAUCUUGAAAAAGGCGGCGGCCAUUGUUAACAAGGGCUUCGGUCUGGACGCGCGGGUUUCGGACGCCAUUCAGAAGGCGGCAGAUGACGUCAUUAGCGGAAAACUCUACAACGAGGGACACUUUCCACUCGUCAUCUGGCAGACUGGAUCCGGCACUCAGACCAACAUGAACACCAAUGAGGUGAUCAGCAACAAAGCGAUCGAGAUCCUUGGCGGGAAGCUGGGCUCUAAGGACCCCGUUCAUCCCAACGACCACGUCAACAAGAGUCAGAGCUCCAACGACACGUUUCCCACCGCUAUGCACAUCGCCGUUGCCAUGGAGAUACAGGGUCUGCUCCUGCCUGCACUCAAGGCUCUUCAUGCUGCUCUAGACAACAAGUCCAAGGCGUUCGCCAAGAUCAUCAAGAUCGGUCGUACCCACACACAGGACGCCGUGCCUCUCACCCUCGGUCAGGAGUUCAGUGGCUACGCUCAGCAGAUCAAGUACUCCAUUGAACGAGUCGAGGCUACUUUGCCCAGGUUGUACGAGCUAGCAAUCGGAGGCACAGCAGUGGGUACCGGCCUUAACACAAAGGUAGGCUUCGCAGAGGGCUGCUGCAAGGAGAUAUCUCAGCUGACCGGCCUGCCGUUUAAGCCGGCACCUAACAAGUUCGAAGCCCUGGCUGCCCAUGAUGCAUUGGUCGAGGUGUCGGGAGCACUCAAUGUCAUCGCUUGCAGUAUCAUGAAGGUGGCCAACGACAUUCGAUUUCUGGGGUCGGGACCCCGCUGUGGACUGGGUGAACUCAGUCUGCCCGAGAAUGAGCCCGGAAGCAGUAUUAUGCCAGGCAAAGUGAACCCGACGCAGUGCGAAGCAAUCACAAUGGUGGCCGCUCAGGUGAUGGGAAACCACGUGGCAGUGACUGUGGGAGGUAGCAACGGCCAUUUUGAACUGAAUGUGUUCAAGCCGAUGAUUGUUAGCAACGUGCUGCGAUCCAUCAGGCUGCUGGGCGACUCCAUGAACGCAUUCAACAAGAACUGUGUCGACGGCAUUGUCGCCAACGAGGAUCGUAUUGCCAAACUGUUGCAUGAGUCUCUCAUGUUGGUCACUGCUCUCAAUCCGCAUAUUGGUUACGACAAGGCAGCUACUAUUGCCAAGACAGCGCACAAGGAGAACUCCACCCUGAAGGAAACGGCCAUUAAGCUGGGUUACCUGACCGCCGAGCAAUUCGACCAAUGGGUUAAACCAGAAGACAUGUUGGGACCUUCCAAGUGAAUCAACAACCAGUUCAUUUCAUAAAAAGUGCCUGUUGGAGGUGUCAAAUUGUAGAGAAACUUGCUGAAAAGACGGUAUCCUAGCAGCUGAAGGUUUUCUCAAUGGUUGCUAUCCUGGUUCGAACCAACAGCAAAGUGUAAUUCAUUGGAAAAUGUAACUUAUCCAAAAUUUGUCUUCAAUUUUUUGAUUCAGUUCAAGAGAUAUCGCGUUGAAAAUAUGAAUUACUUGAAACCAAUAUAGAAUUAAAUGUUGUGUUUGUCCCUAGGUCUAUUUCGCAAGAGAAGAAAUUUGUUUUUCAGUGUUCAAAUAUGUCUAUUUUUGAGAAACUAUCUUGCUUUCACUACCCACUUAUCUUUUCAAACAAAAACGUUUCUAGCAUGUCGAAAAUUUCAUGUUUUCUGUUCGAAAUGAGCUUGGUUUGUCUACCUGCAGCUCUCUCUGUCUGAUAAAUAGUAUCAGACAUAAAAUAGACAAAAAACAUGUAUGUCUAUCUUAAACAGUCUCUCUCUCUGUCAUUAAUAAUUAUUUAUUCAUAUGGUUGGAGAAAGUGAAAAUGAUUUGGUAUACAAGUAAAUAAUUGUCAGAUAUCAACCCAACUGAUGAAAUAGGUUGAUGAAGAUUAAGUAAAUUUAUACAGCAUUAAUUUUACAAUGUACCAAUAUCGAUGAUUAUUCGAUUAAACCGUUAUUAUUUCCCAGAGGACAACACAUAUUGCAUGGCUAUACAAUAAUAUAUUCCAUAUAUGGAAUCACUGUGUUAUACAAGUAAAGCUUUCACAUGGUUAUGGUAUUUAUUUAUCCGAUUGAUAACUUUCAUAUUUACUAUGAAUGCUUGUUAAAACUGUUGUACAGCAAUAAACUGUUGUUUUAUUCUAAA